Molecule: messenger RNA, 1852 nt
Organism: Oncorhynchus mykiss (rainbow trout)
Lineage: Eukaryota; Metazoa; Chordata; Actinopteri; Salmoniformes; Salmonidae
Gene: golga7ba
Product: golgin A7 family, member Ba
Biological process (GO): protein targeting to membrane; peptidyl-L-cysteine S-palmitoylation
Cellular component (GO): palmitoyltransferase complex
Source: RefSeq, a predicted model, not a curated record
UCUCUGCCCCACCCCACCCCCUCCUCUCCUCCCCCUCAGUCUCUUCCUCCCGCCCUCCAACCCGUCCCCGUGUCCCAGUAAAGCGCUUUGAGCUCCGGGACUCGUCCUAGUAGCCUAACGCCGUCAGAUGGAAACAUGGCGACAGAGUUCCAUAACCUCCAAGAGUUGAGGCACAGUGCAUCUCUGGCCAACAAGGUGUUCCUGCAGAGAGACUACAGUGAUGGGACCACCUGCCGCUUCCAGACCAAGUUCCCUUCUGAGCUGGAGAGCAGGAUUGAGCGGCCGUUGUUUGAGGACACAGUGAAGAGGUUGAAUAUCUACUAUGCGGAGGCAGAGAAGAUGGGAGGCCAGUCCUACCUGGAGGGAUGUCUGGCCUGCGCUACAGCCUACCUCAUCUUCCUCUGUAUGGAGACACGCUAUGAGAAGGUGUUGAAGAAGAUAGGCAGGUACAUCCAGGAGCAGAAUGAGAAGAUCUACGCCCCGCGAGGUCUACUCAUCACUGACCCCAUCGAGAGGGGCAUGAGGGUCAUAGAGAUCUCUAUCUAUGAGGACCGAGGCUCCAGUGGCUCCUGCUCAGGCUCCAGCUCUACGUCCGGCAGCAGUGCUCGGUGACCGGGUACAUGUCACCUCCUCGCCACCUCCCCGGUCCCUGGAACGCUACACCCAACCACAGUGUUCGGUGACUGGGUCCACGGCACCUCUACCCCCCUGAUCCCUGGAGCUCUACAACCCUGGUCCCUUAGAGAACCACCCCGACAGCAGUGCUUGGUGGGCUGGGUAUGCCUCACCUACCGCAACCACAAUGGCCCUGACCGUAACAAACUUGAGCUAACCGACCGAACAUUCGAUCGCAACUGAACCACAUGGACCGAAGCAGAUCAAGCUGAAUCUAUCAACGUUGGGAAUACUGACGAUUUAAAAUUGCAUUUUGGUUACGUCCCAAAUGGCAGCCUUUUCAGGCCCUGGUAAAAAAGACACUAUAUAGGGAGCCAUUUGGGACACACAUCCUCCUAUAGUGCACUAGUUUGGGGCUCUGGUUAAAAGUAGUGCACUAGUUUGGGGCUCUGGUAAAAAGUAGUGCACUGUGUUUGAAGAUAGUAGUGUUCAAGAUAGUGACUAGGGUGUCAUUUGAUAGGGAACGAUGAUGGACUACUACUACUAAUAGGGAGCCAUUUGGGAUGUAGCACUACACAGCUCGGCUGAGAUGUAAACCACAUGGAUGGGCUGAUAGUAGCAAACAGAUGAAUGCAGCUCGUUCCAUCCAGAGACAUAUAUAUUAGCCUGUAUAAAUGGCUCAGGUACCAUCCACUGGUCAGUGUCAUGAUGCAGCUUGGUAUCAAACACUCCACAACCCAGCUAACCUCUUGUCUUCAGUGCUGAACCACCAGCUCUCCUAGAUCAUGAUUAUGCAAAUACACAGCUACCUGUAUAGACUAUGUAGCAUCCUUUAACAUAGUGUUCUUCAGUCCUGGUGUUUUAGUGCUGGUCUGGAACAAAAGCCUGCACCAGGACCCUGUAAUAAAGUCAUGAACAAUUCUUCCUGCACGCGCACAAACACUCCUUCCUUUUUUGCUACACAAACCCUCCUCCAAAGAACCAUAAACUGCCAAAAUGUCAUUAUUUAUUGAUGUGAUGCGCCUGCCUUUUUAUUUUCAUCUGGGACAUGUUUAUGCAAAAGUAAGAGAACUGGAACCUUCAUAAAAGUAGAGAACUGGAACCUUCAUAAAAGUAGAGAACUGGAACCUUCAUAAAAGUAGAGAACUGGAACCUUCAUAAUGCUUGUUGUUGUUGUUGUUUGAUACUCGUGAUCAGAAGAACUUUAAUAAAUAACUACUGCUCUUCCAUCACUCCA